CCUCCCGCCCCCCGCCAUUGGCUCCGGGGAGAGUUUGACAUCAAAGCUGCGGCCUUAUAUAAGCCAGACCCUGAAAGGGAGUCCGCAGAAGGGUUAAACGGGUCGUCCUGGCUACGAUUGAGUGCGCGGUGCCAUCUUCAGCCCUGCCCAGGACUCUCUGAAAGCCGGCGCCCAGCACCGCGCGGCCCGGGAGCCCACGGGUGGCCCCGGUCGUCUGUGGGGGCGCAUGGGGCGGCGCUAACUGGGCUGGCGGCGCAGGCCAGGAGCCUCUCCAACAUGAACCUCGUGGGCAGCUACGCACACCAUCACCACCAUCACCACCCACACCCCGCGCACCCCAUGCUCCACGAGCCCUUCCUCUUUGGCCCGGCCUCCCGCUGUCACCAGGAGCGGCCCUACUUCCAGAGCUGGCUGCUGAGCCCGGCGGACGCAGCCCCGGACUUCCCUGCAGGCGGGCCGCCACCCGCAGCCGCUGUGGCCGCAGCCGCCUACGGUCCCGAUGCCAGGCCUGGCCAGAGCCCCGGGCGGCUGGAGGCGCUUGGGGGCCGCCUGGGCCGGCGGAAAGGCUCGGGACCCAAGAAGGAGCGCAGACGCACGGAGAGCAUUAACAGCGCGUUCGCCGAGCUGCGCGAGUGCAUCCCCAACGUGCCGGCCGACACCAAGCUCUCCAAGAUCAAGACCCUGCGCCUGGCCACCAGCUACAUCGCCUAUCUGAUGGACGUGCUGGCCAAGGACGCACAGGCUGGCGACCCCGAGGCCUUCAAGGCGGAGCUCAAGAAGGCCGACGCGAGCCGAGAGAGCAAGCGGAAAAGGGAGCUGCCGCAGCACGAAGGCUUUCCGCCUGCCCUGGGCCCAAGCGAGAAGAGGAUUAAAGGGCGCACCGGCUGGCCGCAGCAAGUCUGGGCGCUGGAGCUAAACCAGUGAGCCCCAGACCUGCGUGAGGACCUGGCCCCGCUGGCCGACCGCGCCCGGGACAAGAGGAAGGCGGAAGGCGGUGGCGAAGGCCAGGCUCUGGGCUUCCGGGGCUCGUGCAGGAGUGUACGCACAGCCUCUGCCCAGCGCUGGCAGGUCGCCGGCCGCAACCACACACUUGGAUCGCACGUGCAAUGUCCUUUGAAAUUGUUUUAAAAUACAUUAAGAGAAAGAGAAAUUUAUAUAUAUAUGUAUAUGUAUAUCUCCAUUUCCUCUAACUGAGGGCGACUCAUGGACUACGGAACCCAAGCGCCCAAAGACCCUCCCAUCCAACCCUGCUGUGCCCAAUUCAGAACCCCCAAGCGCAGGCCUGACUCUGUCUUCCCCCUGCCCCACUUCGCGUCAAAAUCCCCCAGGCGUCUUCUUGAGUAGAAAUGCAGUAAGAGGAAUCAACAGUUUUCCGCCAGGAAAAUAGAACCAAAAGCAGCAAGGCCGGGGGCAGACUUUUGUUGCUCCCUUUAAAACCGCAGUGUUUUGAUUUUAUUUUUAUUGCUGCACUUCCUACCUAGUGCCUCUCUGUCUCUCUUCUGUCUCUCUUCCUCCCUCCUUUCUAAAUAAAAACCUUCCCCGCGCCGUAAAGUUUUUAUGUAUUUAAACUACCUACCAAGCCUGUUGCGCUCAGGUGUUGCCCGCCCGGCCCCACCCUCUUCUACCUCAGACCUGUAAGACCACUCACCGCCCUCCCUUUGCCAAAACAGCAUCUGCGCUCUUGACUAAUAAAACGUUUUCCGAUAUCGCUGGAA
This is a messenger RNA of Cavia porcellus (domestic guinea pig), 1715 nucleotides long. It is a transcript of the gene Hand1, whose product is annotated as heart and neural crest derivatives expressed 1. The transcript has 2 exons. The record is from RefSeq and is a predicted model, not a curated record. NCBI's taxonomy places the organism in Eukaryota, Metazoa, Chordata, Mammalia, Rodentia, Caviidae. Gene Ontology annotation, molecular function: DNA-binding transcription factor activity, RNA polymerase II-specific; RNA polymerase II transcription regulatory region sequence-specific DNA binding; protein dimerization activity. Bases 277 to 924 code for a protein of 215 amino acids. Gene Ontology annotation, biological process: regulation of transcription by RNA polymerase II; heart development.